UCUUAUAAGAAAUGGUCAAUUUAGUUUCACAUUUCAAUAUAAUUUUAACUUAAUCAACAUUUCAUUGUUUUUAGUAUAUUUUCUGAAAAUGUACCACUAUAAUAAAAAAAAGGGAGAGAAUCUGGAAAAGAACCUGCACAAAUUUAUUUCAAUCUCACUUUCAAGCAGACGAAUUGUAUGUUGCAUUUGGAAUGAAAAGAGAAUUGAUAUCUCGGAAACAGCUGAAGGUAAUAAAAUCGUUUGGCUUUCAAACAGAGUAAUAAAGAGAUCUGAUAAGAGAAGAAAUAAUUGAAAAGCACAGGUAUGGGGCGAAUUGCACCAUAGCACUGGAGAAUGAAUCGUAUCACACGUAUUGUGUGUGCUUCAGUCUGAUGUGUAGUGAUGUCUCUUGUUUGUGAAAUCAUGAAGGGAUACAAUUAGUGAGAAAAAAAAAUCAAGGAUGUCAGGAGGAGGAGUGGAUCCUGUUUUGUACAGCAAGUACCACCACUUGCAAGAACGUGAUGUCAACGACUUUCUGCUCGCCAGUGCUUCUAUACUCAAUUGGGGCAAUCUGACCAACAAAGUGGUCAUGGAUGUCGGUUGUGGCCCUGGGAACACCUCCUGCUCCUGGUUUCUUAUGCUGUUUCCGGCGGUGAAAGGACUGAUUGGCAUUGAUGUCCAGGAAGAGAUGAUUGGUCUAGCAAAGAUUUUGAAUCCGCAUCCGAAAAUCGAAUUCAUGGUGGCUGAUAUCACAGAUGAGACUUCUGUGGAAUGCUGGGAAGGAACUUUAAAUAAAGUUAUUUCCACGUGGUGUUUUCAGUUCAUAAAAGAUCAACAGAUAGCUUUUCGAAAUAUCUACAAUUUACUGAGACCUGGUGGGGAAGCUGCCAUUCUUUUUGAAAUAAACUCAUCCUAUCAUGUUUGUUAUGAAGAAAUAAUGAAAAGCCCAAAGUGGAAUACGAUAUUCGAGAGUGUGGCAGCCGAAUACCCAGAAAUAUGCACACAAAAUGUAAAUGCUGCGCAUUAUAAACAACUUCUUACGGAGAUGGGCUUCAAAGUAGUUAUGUGUACCAAGAAACAGAAGAGUUUCACAUUUUCUUCAGAUGAUGAUUGCAUAGGAUAUGCUCUGUCAAUGUUUGCAUGGCACAAGAAGGUCCCCGAUGAAAGGAUGGAAGAGUUCAGAAGUGAUUUACUGCAAGAAUUUUCAAAGUAUGGCGGAAGGGAAUCGAAUGGACGCAUAACUAUUCAUUACAGUUUAAUGAAUAUCCUUGUUAAAAAACCUAGCUGAACUACUUAAAACUUAAAAAAACUAUUGAAUGAAUAUUUCUCUUUAGAAUAAAUUUUGGACGACAGAAAAAUGUUCUUUACGUCUUUGUUUUUAUUAAUAAAAAUAAUUUGUGUAUACUGGUAA
Argiope bruennichi is the source of this 1390-nucleotide messenger RNA. Its product is annotated as juvenile hormone acid O-methyltransferase-like. The transcript is spliced from 5 exons. NCBI's taxonomy places the organism in Eukaryota, Metazoa, Arthropoda, Arachnida, Araneae, Araneidae. The record is from RefSeq and is a predicted model, not a curated record. The coding region runs from base 440 to 1267 and encodes 275 amino acids.